AUGGAGCCGUGCCCGUCGCUCACAUCCAACAAGAGGGUAACGCCGCCAGGGAUCGCGAUCUCGCGGAGCCUCAGCGGCCGGCAGUUCCAGUAUGGAUUCUACCGAUUCCUCGUCCUCGCGCUCACAUUCGUGGCCUACGCAUGCUACCACGCGUCGCGCAAGCCGCCAAGCAUCGUCAAGAGCGUGCUCGACCCCGAGCGAUCGAGCAGCGGUGAGAAUAAGGGCUGGUAUCCAUUCAAUGGCAGGAACGGCAAGGUCAGGCUCGGCGAGGUGGAUCUCGCGUUCCUCGCCUUCUACGCCUUCGCAAUGUUCUUUGCAGGGCAUCUGGGUGACACGAUGGAUCUCAGAGUUUUUCUCAGCAUUGGCAUGGUUGGCAGUGGGAUCUUCGUGUGCCUCUUUGGCAUGGCCUACUGGUGGAACAUCCACGACUUCUACUACUUUAUGUUCGUCCAGAUCAUGGCGGGGCUGUUCCAAGCGACAGGGUGGCCAUCGGUCGUCGCCAUCGUCGGGAACUGGUUUGGAAAAUCUAAGCGAGGUCUCAUCAUGGGCAUCUGGAACGCUCACACCUCAGUUGGAAACAUCAUCGGAUCGCUCGUCGCGGCUAGCGCGCUGGAGCUCGGCUGGGGAUACUCUUUCAUCUUUCCGGGAGUUUUGAUAAUCGUAGCCGGGAUCCUGGUGUUUCUGUUCCUGGUGGUGGAGCCAGCGGACGUGGAUUUGCCGAGCCCAGCGGAGGUGGAGGCGACCGAGAACGCAACAAAGGUGGCGGUGUCGUCGAGCUCGCUGAGAAUCAGCGAACCUGCUCGAGACGACUUGGAAGCUCCUCUCAUCUCUUCGGCUCAGCAGCACAGCCGAGCAAAGAGCCCCGAGCGUGGAAAGGCCGUGGAGUUUUUACAGGCUUGGAAGAUCCCAGGAGUUCUUCCUUUUGCGUUUUGCCUGUUCUUCUGCAAGCUCGUCGCCUACACUUUCUUGUACUGGCUGCCGUUCUACAUCAAGCAGACUAGUAAGUCUACCGCAUCCCCAUUCUCAGGAGUCGGAGAGAAAUCCCUGUCGGAAAAGACUGCUGGGAACCUGUCAACACUUUUCGACAUCGGUGGAGUCUUUGGUGGGAUCCUAGCCGGCUACGCUUCGGACAGGCUCAAAGCGCGAGCAAUCACAGCGGCAACCAUGACUUACCUGGCUAUUCCAGCGCUGCUUCUCUACCACCGGUACGGAUCAACGUCGAUGGCGUCCAGCAUCGCCCUGAUGAUGAUCACGGGGAUGCUCGUCAAUGGCCCCUACGCGCUCAUCACGACCGCGGUGUCAGCCGACCUCGGAACUCACAGCUCGCUCAAGGGCGACGCGAGAGCUCUGGCAACAGUGACUGCGAUCAUCGAUGGGUGUGGAUCGCUGGGGGCGGCGAUCGGGCCAGUGUUGACAGGAUAUCUCUCCACCAGCGGCUGGGACAAAGUUUUCUACAUGCUGAUGGUGGCGGCGCUGGUGGCGGGCCUGCUGUUGACGAGACUGGUGGCGGCAGAGAUCCGGGAGAAAGUUAGCAGCUACCAUUCGCGAGGUAUGGACUCUUUCCAGUUCUUGAAAGAUGGUAAUAACGCUGCUACUGCUGCUGCGAAGCUGGAGGGUGAUCGUCUUCCUCCAGUCUAGGAUCAGGAUCUCUCUUGUUCUUGAUGAGAGUUUUUGUGGCUCCUCGGUUUUGGCAGAUUGAUCGCGAGCUAGAACAGAAGCGUUCCGUACGUCCUUGAAAAGGGACGUACGGGGAAAAGAACUUUUGUAAACUAAGUGUACUUAUUAACUGAUCUAAACCACAUUUCGAGUUCAA
Messenger RNA from Selaginella moellendorffii, 1813 nucleotides. RefSeq names its product putative glycerol-3-phosphate transporter 1. The coding region runs from base 1 to 1638 and encodes 545 amino acids. Gene Ontology annotation, molecular function: transmembrane transporter activity. The record is from RefSeq and is a predicted model, not a curated record. Gene Ontology annotation, biological process: phosphate ion homeostasis; transmembrane transport. Gene Ontology annotation, cellular component: membrane. NCBI's taxonomy places the organism in Eukaryota, Viridiplantae, Streptophyta, Lycopodiopsida, Selaginellales, Selaginellaceae. The transcript has 2 exons.